AUCCAGAGCCCUGGCCCCGCCCCCUCCCGCUCUGCUGGCUGGAAACUGGAUGCUCCAGGGAAGGAUUGUCAGAAGGCGGCCAGAGGCAGAGGGCACUGCUCUUGCUGCUGCUGUUCCUUAGGCUGUCUGGGGCAGCGAUGGGGCUCUCGCUUCUCUCCAAAGCCCUGGGAAGGGCAGCACCUUAAGCCUUAAGCAGAAGAGUGGGACUCUUGGAGAGGAAAGGAGGAGGAGAGGUGCACAAAGGAAGUGGUGGACAUCAAGCCUACCUGUGCGGUUUUUAUGAUUUCUCGUUCGCUGUCAGACCUAUAAAUACCAUGUGCCUCUGGGUCCCCAUGUGCUCCUUUCUUGGAGGAAUCUAAAUAAGGUCUUGAUUCACCCAUCACACUCAAGUAAGGCAUGCCUGAGCUUCGCUCCUCCCCAUCAUUGCUGAUCUAAAGCCAAGGAGCAGCAAUGUCAGAAGACUUCAGAGACUGUUUUUGGACUUCGCUUCUUCUACUUCCCCCGUGUGCCUUGACCUCUCGGACUGUUGACCUCGAGUUUGGAUUUCGUCGUUGCCUGUUGACCGGUGAAGAUGUCUCCACCUUUCAAGAAAUGUGACGUCUGUGGGGGAAAGGUUCCCGUCCAAGACCCACACUCCUCAUGUCUUCUUUGCCUGGGAAGGAACCAUGACGCAAAGGCUUGCCCGCUCUGUAAGUCUAUGUCCUCCCAGGCCAGAAAGAAUCGGGAGUCCCGUCUCACGUCCGCAAUUGCUCAGGGGAAGAUCCGGGAGAGGGACCCCAGUCCGGCCUCAGCUCCUUCUGCGCCCACCGCGGCCCCUCCGACUUCUGCCCAUGCUAGUCCGGCCAGUGCUCCACCGGACUUGGCCUCAGUGGCCCAUGAUCUUGGCCAGACCGUUCCAGUCCCUGCUGUGGGCUACGGCUCUUCGAAGCCUAGUGCCGCCUCCAAGCCUGCCCACAAGCCUAAGAAGUCGGCGGAUGUGGGUAUCCCUUUCGCUCGAGAAGAGGCGACGACUUCUAAGCGGGCAGCCACUGGACAUAAGUCCCGCGAGGCUUCUAUUUUGUCGGACUCGACUAAGAAGCUCAAGGGCAGUGAGAAGCCCCCUAAGGAGGGCAAGGCGGCCAGAGACCAUGCCACAAUCUCCAAGGCGGAUGGUUUCGGGUCGUCCAGCUCAAAGGCGGCUACUGACGGCAAGGGUGGCUCGGACUUAAAGAUCACUGAGAUGCCCAUUCCAUUCUUCCUGCCUGACAUACCGCGGGACUCAGCUUCUUCCAAGAAAAGGGCCUUGUCCACCGCCGGUUCCACUGUCGGCUCCACCCCGGAGGUUCCAACUUCCAAGAGGGCUAAGACCAAGGAUCACACCAAGGUCCGCUCCGGAGCUGGGACCGGAAAGGAUGAUAGUCGGGGUCGACGAUGUUCCCGAUCCCGUUCUCCACUGCCCAGGGGUCACCAGCCUGUGUCCCCCGAUCGCAGACAGGCUUCAAAGCGUCAUCUUUCGCAGGAAGAGCCUAAACAAGAGGACCUCGCCGCUCCCGUUGGUGCAACUGCCAGAGUUGGUCAACCCUCCGCCACCGAGCCUUCGGCUUCCACGGCCGUUUCCUAUGUUGACCUGGAAGAGGAUGAAGCCCGCCCUCACAGGAGGAGAUCACCUGUUCCCUCGCAGACUCGGGUGAGGUCGCCUACCCCCUCACCAGUGCAGGAGCCCGAUGUGGAGGACUUCUUUUAUGAUUCCGAGUCCGACAGAUUCUACAUGGCAGUACCUAGGGAUGUGGCCAUGCUGAAGUUUCCUCCUGGGCAUGACUGGUACCGGGAUGAUGCGACAUCACGUGGUGCAGACCGCUCUUGCUCUCUGACUCGCCGUGGGGCAGUACAACCUAGGACAAAGACCGUGGUGGAGACCAUUCUCUCGGACUCGGAGCCGGAUCCUCCUGCCGAAUCCGACGCCCCUUCGGAUGAUGAGGAUCGAGCGGACGACCUCUCACUGGGCCUCCAUCAACCGGAGCCGGCCUCACCGACUGACGACGUGCGUUCGUUCGCCGAACACGUCAUUAAGAUGUCCCGUGCCUUGGACAUUGAGCUGCCCUACCCGGAGGAGGCGGCCAAGGACCCAAUAGAGAGGCGAGUCCAAGGUUGGAUGCAGACACCGCCAUCGAUACCAUUCUUGCCUUCGCUGAAGUCCCUGGUCAAACGCUCAUGGGACGCUCCCGCUUCUUUGCUGGGACCGCCGCGCAAGAUAGAGUCGCUGUAUAGGGUCUCUUCCCCGAACGCUCCCUGGUUGGCCUCUCACCCCCGCCAAAAUUCCGCGAUUGUUGAGGGAGCCCAACAUACCUCGACGCAACGUCAAUCUUCCUUCCCCUUGGACAAGGAGGCCAAGAAGAUUGACGCCCUCUCAAGGAAGGCAUAUACAGCGUCAGCGCUGGCAGUCAAGGCCAUAAAUUACGUGGCCUGCAUGGGGGCCUAUGUCCAGACCCUCAUGGAAGGAAUAUCUCCGAUCAUCCCUGAUGUUCCGGAUGACGCCCAGCGCACCUUGGCCGAGAUCAGGGACGAAACCCACUCGAUCGGGAGCUGGCUAAUUACCGCGUCCAGAAAUGUGGCGGAGUGCACCGGUAGAGCCAUGGCUGCUUCCAUCGCGCUGCGGCGACAUGCCUGGCUUCGCGGAUCAGACCUCAACCAGGGCGUCCGUACCACAAUCGAGGAGAUGCCCAUCGAUGACUCCGGGCUCUUCCAUGCCGACACUGACGACAAACUUAAUAGAAAGUUUAGGAUGAAAGCGGCCACCAGGAAACAUGGCAUGUCCGCCCCUGGUACUUCCCAGUUCCGAAAAUGAUUCCGUCCCUGGCAACAACAACAAGGUCAGUCCCAGAGACCAUUCUAUUAUGACCGUCAGUUCGACAAACAGGGCUCCCAGCGGCAGAGGUACCCAUCCCAAUCCUCUUCUUCUUCUGGCCGUCGGGCUUACCCCCCCAAAUACCGCAAGGCACGGAGGCAGGAUACCGACCAGGCUAAAAAGAGAGCAUGAAGCCCCCCUGCGCACUUCGUUUCGCCUAGCCCUUAUUUUUUGGACAUUCUUCAGCCCUUUGCCACCGUAUGGGCCUCCAUCACUUCCGACUCUUGGGUCUUAACCAUCGUCCGGAGGGGCUAUACCGUCGAGUUCGAAGAGCUCCCCCCCACCGGAGCUUUUAUUUCCACCACCCCCUCAGGCACCCUUCUCGACAAAGUGCGCUCCCUUCUCCAGAAAGGGGCUAUAUCGCCCGUACCACCCGAACUGUUGUCCAGAGCCUUUUUCUCCAGGUACUUUACGGUACCGAAGUCAGAUGGUGGAAUCAGACCCAUAUUAGACUUAAGGGGACUUAACUCCUUUUUACGCUACCGACGUUUUCGCAUGGUAACCCUGGCUUCUAUUUUGCCUUUACUUCACCAGGACCUCUGGUUUGCGACCAUAGACCUAAAGGACGCUUACUUCCAUGUAGGGAUUGGAGAGUCCCACCGGAGGUUCCUCGCCUUCGCCAUAGGCUCCGUCGCCUAUCACUACAACGUCCUCCCGUUCGGCUUGGCCACGGCUCCGAGGGUCUUCACGAAGUGUAUGGCCCCAGUGGUGGCCUACCUCCAUCAGAAGGGCUUCAGGGUCUUCCCGUACCUGGACGACUGGCUAUUUGCAGCCCCCUCACAAGAGGAGUUUCAGGACGCCAUCAACUUUGCGCUCCAUCUUCUGUCGGACUUAGGACUAUUGGUCAACCUAGAGAAGUCUCAUCUGGUCCCGGCCAAGCAGGUCCGGUUCAUCGGUUCCAUCCUCGAUUCCGAAGAAUGCGUCGCUUACCUGCCUCAGGACCGUUUCCUGGCACUGUCGAUGCCAGUAAGGGCCGUCCGGUCCUACAGGAGAAUAAGGGCCAGAGACGUCCAGGUGGCCCUGGGACACAUGGCGUCCACCACAUUCAUGACUCCAUGGGCGAGACUACGGCUGAGGCCUCUCCAGUCGUGGUUCCUGUCGGCCUUCGAUCCUAUGAUGGACCCUCCAGACAAAUGGCUCACCAUACCAAGACCCGUCGCCACUUCCCUAUUGUGGUGGCUAGAUUCCCGCAAUGUCUGCGUCGUCAUGCCCUUUGUCCAGCCUCAUCCUCAAGUGACCCUAACGACGGAUGCGUUGAUGGAAGGCUGGGGCGCCCAUCUCCUGGACUUGUGUGUAAGAGAGAGGUGGUCUUGGCAAGAGACUUCGCUCCACAUCAACGCAUUGGAGAUGUUGGCCGUCGAGAAAGCAUUGAAGGCCUUCGAAUCCAGCAUCACGGACAAGGUGGUCCUCCUCAGGACAGACAACACAACCGUGAUGUAUUAUGUCAACAAACAAGGAGGCAGCAAGUCGAAAACGCUCCUGGACAUCACCCUGAGGAUCUGGGACUGGUGCAUCCCAAGGGGCAUCCUUCUUCAGGCGAUCCACCUGCCAGGGGACGAGAACACCCUGGUGGACCAGUUCAGCAGGGCCACAUCGACCUGCCACGAGUGGAGGCUCCAUCCAGAGACGGUCCACGACCUAUUUUGCCGGUGGGGAGCUCCUCAAAUCGACUUGUUUGCAACUGCCUCCAACAGCCAUUGUCCCCAGUUCUGCUCCCGAAGGCGACACGAGAGAUCCCUCGGAGACGCAUUCGCCUUCGAUUGGUCUGGGGAGACGCUCUACGCCUUUCCCCCAUUUCCUCUGCUCACCAGAGUGGUCUCGAGGAUGUCGAGGGACCACGCCAACGCGAUUCUCAUCAUGCCGUGGUGGCCGAGACAACCGUGGUUCCCGUCGUUGCUCCACCUUUCCAACAACGAGUUUCUCCGGUUGGAGUCGAGACCAGACCUUCUCACUCUCCAAGGCGGGAGAGUCCGGCAUCCGGACAUCGACACGCUGCCGAUGGUGGCGUGGAGGCUUCGCCGCUGAGGCUACUUCCACCGUCGGUACGGAGGGUGAUCCGUGCCGCUCAAAAGCCAGCGACCCAGAGGUCCUGUGCCUCUAAGUGGAAGAGAUUUCUGCAUUUCCUCGAAGAGAGGGGCCUGCCACCGCACCGCGUCACGGUACCGGUGGUACUUGAGUUCUUGAUGUCGUUGUUGGACGCGGGGCUGUGCCUUACGUCCAUUAAAUGUUAUCUGUCUGCCAUUUGUUCCCACUUUCAAUAUGAUGGUUUGCCUUCCUUUUUUAGGGACCCUCUUGUUAAGAACUUUUAAAGGGGUUGCAAUAACCUUCACCCCCAGGUCUCCGUUCCUGCCCUGGCUUGGAGCUUGGACGUUGUAUUGUCCGCCCUCCAAUCCAAGCCCUUUGAACCCUUGGCCACAACGGACUUGAGACUAUUAACUUGGAAGACUGCAUUCCUUGUGGCCAUCACUUCUGCCCGCCAGGCGGGAGAACUUUGUGCCUUAUGGAGGGAUGAACCCUUCAUUCGAUUCCACAGGGACAAGGUCGUACUCCGAACUGAUAUCACCUUCCUUCCUAAGGUGGUUUCCUUCUUUCACAUGUGUCAGGACAUUGUGUUACCGACCUUGGCUUUGAACCCAUCCACUGCUGAGGAACGCAGCUUGCAUAUGCUGGACGUUCGGAGAGCCUUGGCUUUCUACUUAGACAGAACAAUGGGUUCGAGUCGUUCCGAAAGACUUUUUCAAUGCUAUUCGGAACCUAGAAAGGGUCUACCGGUGUCGCCCCAAAGACUCUCGAAAUGGAUUGCUAACACUAUCCAUCUCUGUUAUGAACUGUUGGGCAAACCGACACCGGCCAGGGUGCGUUCGCAUGCGACCAGGGCGGUUGCAGCAUCCUCUGCCUUUCUAGCUGGAAUCUCCUUAUCGGAUAUCUGUAAGGCUGCCGUUUGGUCCCAGCCAUUGACUUUUAUAAAGCAUUAUAGACUGGACACCAGGGCCAUUCGGGACGCAGCUUUUGGGAGGGCUGUGUUGGUUUCUGGUUUGCAUUGAAUGUUUUGCUAGUGUGAGUUGUGCCAUGUGUUAUACAGAGGGUACUGUGUUUAUAUUGGUCUAUGAUGUCUCAUUUUCAGUGGGAUUGGUCUUGCAUGGCCUUUACAUUCCCUCCUCAGGUCUGCAAGGUUAUUAUUUGAUUGACUUUUCACUUACAUUUGCACAACUCCAAUGGGUAUGGUCUUGCAUGACCUUGUACUCCCUUUUCAGGUUCUAUAAUGUUAUGUCCAUAUUGAACUUCUGUACAAAGAUGAGACGGACCCCCUUUUUACGGUUCGCAAUUUUAUUGGUAUAAUAAAUAUUACCUUGGUUUACCAUAA
Molecule: messenger RNA, 6248 nt
Organism: Sceloporus undulatus (fence lizard)
Lineage: Eukaryota; Metazoa; Chordata; Lepidosauria; Squamata; Phrynosomatidae
Gene: MARCHF3
Product: membrane associated ring-CH-type finger 3
Exons: 4
Coding region: 572-2824 (750 amino acids)
Biological process (GO): protein ubiquitination
Molecular function (GO): zinc ion binding; ubiquitin-protein transferase activity
Source: RefSeq, a predicted model, not a curated record